AUGACGAUGACGGCCUUGGAGAGCAAGGCUUUCGCGGCCGCAAACGGUGGCAUGGAAACGCCAGCCAAGGAGGCCGUCGAAAACCAAAGGGAGGACAGUGGCGAUGAGUCGUCGUCGUCGUCGGUCCGGCCAGCUACCCCUCCGCCGCCUCCCAACGGCGGCUACGGCUGGGUCUGCACCGCCUGCGUCUGCGUCGUCAACGCCCACACCUGGGGCCUCAACUCGAGCUACAGCGUCUUCCUGGCCCACUACCUCGCCGACCGGACCUUCCCGGGCGCGACGGCGCUCGAGUACGCCUUCGUGGGGUCGCUGAGCAUCAGCUGCGCGCUCCUGAGCUCUCCCUUCGCGACGAUAUGCGCCCGCGAGUUCGGCACCAAGCCGACGAUGCUGGCGGGCGUCGUCAUGGAGUCGGCCAGUCUCCUGUGCGCUAGCUUCGCCACCCGCAUAUGGCAGCUCUUCCUCACCCAGGGAGUCCUCUUCGGCCUCGGCAUGGGCUUCCUGUUCACGCCAUCGGUGAGCAUCGUGCCCCAGUGGUUUAGCACCCGCCGCUCGCUGGCCAACGGCAUCUCCGCCUCCGGCUCCGGCCUCGGCGGCUUGCUGUACUCGUUCGCCGCCGGGGCCAUGAUCCGAAACCUCGGCAUCGCCUGGGCCUUUCGCAUCCUCGGCAUCAUCGCCCUCGUCGUCAACACCGUCUGCACCCUGCUCCUCCGGGACCGCAACAAGAUCAUCGGCUCGAGCCAGCUCGCCUUCGACACCACCCUCUUCCGGCGGCCCGAAUUCCUCCUCCUUCUCGCCUUCGGCUGGUUCAGCAUGCUGGGCUACGUCGUCCUCAUCUUCAGCCUCGCCAACUACGCCAACGAGAUCGGCCUCGGCGCCUCCCAGGCGGCCCUCGUCAGCGCCCUCUUCAACCUCGGCCAGGGCAUCGGACGGCCGCUCAUCGGCUACUUCUCCGACCACACCGGGCGCAUCAACAUGUCGGCCCUCAUGACCUUCCUCGCCGGCCUCUUCUCCCUCGUCAUCUGGGUCAACGCCCACGACUGCGGCGUGCUCAUCGUCUUCGCCAUCGUUUGCGGCAGCGUCGGCGGCACCUUCUGGACCACCAUCGGGCCCGUCGCCGCCGAGGUCGUCGGCCUGAAGCACGUGCCGUCGGCCCUGAGCCUCGUCUGGCUCGCCAUCAUGCUGCCCUGCCUCUUCAGCGAGCCGAUCGCGCUGCAGAUCGUCGCCGGCACGGGGAGCUACCUCGGCGCCCAGCUCUUCACCGGCUUCAUGUUCGUCGCCGCCGCCCUGUGCCUCGUCGUGCUUCGCGGCUGGAAGGCCGGCCAGAUGCGCGAGAUGGCGCGGCUGAAGCACGACGCACCCGAGCACAUCGACCCCGUCAAGACAGAUGACGACGAAGAGCUGAUGGCGAAAAGCAGUGUGGCGGGCCGCAAGAGGAUGAUGGCCGACUGCCUGAGGUUAGCAAAGGUGUAA
Molecule: messenger RNA, 1470 nt
Organism: Drechmeria coniospora
Lineage: Eukaryota; Fungi; Ascomycota; Sordariomycetes; Hypocreales; Ophiocordycipitaceae
Product: monocarboxylate transporter
Exons: 1
Coding region: 1-1470 (489 amino acids)
Biological process (GO): transmembrane transport
Molecular function (GO): transmembrane transporter activity
Source: RefSeq, a predicted model, not a curated record